Molecule: messenger RNA, 4569 nt
Organism: Bubalus bubalis (water buffalo)
Lineage: Eukaryota; Metazoa; Chordata; Mammalia; Artiodactyla; Bovidae
Gene: DCLK2
Product: doublecortin like kinase 2
Exons: 18
Coding region: 481-2715 (744 amino acids)
Biological process (GO): intracellular signal transduction; protein phosphorylation
Molecular function (GO): ATP binding; protein kinase activity
Source: RefSeq, a predicted model, not a curated record
CGCUGCAUCCCGGGCCUCGGGCCGGGCUGACGCCCCCGCGGCGCUUCUCCCACGCUCGCGGCCCCUCCCUCCCUUCCCCCGGGCUCCCCGGAGCUGCGGGCGGAGGAGCUUUGUGUGCGCCCGCGGGCCGGGGGCGAGCCUUGGGCGGCCCAACUUGACGGCGGCCGGCGGACUCCGGGGCGGGAGUGGUGAGGCGUGACCGGGAAGGGGGGCGUGGGUUCCCGGGCGGCGGGAGGGACCGAGCGAAGCGCGCCGGACAAUGAGCCGGGCAGCUCGGCGCUGCGGCCACUUUUAGGGGGCGCGGGCCUCCGCGGCUCCACCUGCGCGGAGAGGGCGGGAUGUCCGGGCCAGGUGUCCAGGCGCGCUAAGGCUCUCUCGCAGCCCGACGUUCCCGAGCCGGUUCUCGCCUUGACCACCCCGGGCUACCUGCAGCCUCCGGCUGGGACGCGCUUGGCCAGUGGCCCCCCCGGAGCAGCCGCGAUGGCCAGCACCAGGAGUAUCGAGCUGGAGCACUUUGAGGAACGGGACAAAAGGCCGCGGCCGGGGUCGCGGAGAGGGGCGCCCAGCUCCUCCGGGGGCAGCAGCAGCUCGGGCCCCAAAGGGAACGGGCUCAUCCCCAGCCCGGCGCACAGCGCCCACUGCAGCUUCUACCGCACGCGGACGCUGCAGGCCCUGAGCUCGGAGAAGAAGGCCAAGAAGGCGCGCUUCUACCGGAAUGGGGACCGCUACUUCAAGGGCCUGGUGUUUGCCAUCUCCAGCGAUCGCUUCCGGUCCUUCGACGCGCUGCUCAUGGAGCUCACCCGCUCCCUGUCGGACAACGUGAACCUGCCCCAGGGCGUCCGCACCAUCUACACCAUCGACGGCAGCCGGAAGGUCACCAGCCUGGACGAGCUGCUGGAAGGCGAGAGUUACGUAUGCGCGUCAAAUGAGCCAUUUCGUAAAGUGGACUACACCAAAAACGUUAAUCCGAACUGGUCCGUGAACAUCAAGGGUGGGGCCACCCGCUCGGCCCCUCCCUCCUCAGUGAAGAGCGAAGUAAAGGAAAGUAAAGAUUUCAUCAAGCCCAAAUUGGUGACUGUGAUUCGAAGUGGAGUGAAGCCUCGAAAAGCUGUGCGGAUCCUCCUGAAUAAGAAGACUGCUCACUCCUUCGAACAGGUCUUAACAGACAUCACCGAAGCCAUUAAGCUGGACUCGGGAGUGGUGAAGAGGCUCUGCACGCUGGACGGGAAGCAGGUUACUUGUCUACAAGACUUUUUUGGUGAUGAUGAUGUUUUUAUUGCAUGUGGACCUGAAAAAUUCCGUUAUGCCCAAGAUGACUUUGUCCUGGAUCACAGUGAGUGCCGUGUCUUGAAGUCUUCUUAUUCUCGCUCCUCAGCUGUUAAAUAUUCCGGAUCCAAGAGCCCUGGGCCUUCUCGACGCAGCAAGUCACCGGCUUCAGUAAAGAGGGGUGGCCACUACUCCAGUGCCUACUCUACAGCCAGAUCCCCAGUUAAUGGAACUCCCAGCAGCCAGCUUUCCACUCCUAAAUCGACGAAAUCCUCCAGCUCCUCUCCAACCAGCCCAGGAAGUUUCAGAGGACUAAAGCAGGUUUCUGCGCAUGGCCGAUCGUCUUCCAAUGUCAACGGAGGGCCUGAAAUUGAUCGUUGCAUGAGUCCUGAAGGUGUGGAUGGACACAGGUGCUCUGAGUCGUCGACUCUUCUUGAGAAAUACAAAAUUGGGAAAGUUAUUGGAGACGGCAAUUUUGCAGUCGUCAAAGAGUGCAUGGACAGGUCAACCGGAAAGGAGUUUGCCCUGAAGAUUAUAGACAAAGCCAAAUGUUGUGGAAAGGAACAUCUGAUUGAGAACGAAGUGUCGAUCCUGCGCAGGGUGAAACAUCCGAACAUCAUCAUGCUGAUUGAGGAGAUGGAGACCACCACUGAGCUCUUCCUGGUGAUGGAACUGGUCAAGGGUGGAGAUCUCUUCGAUGCAAUUACCUCUUCGACCAAGUACACGGAGAGGGAUGGGAGCGCCAUGGUGUACAACCUGGCCAAUGCCCUCAGAGUGACGGGAAUCACAUGCAGACAAUCUUGUGCAGACUGUGACAUUUUAAAAUCUAUACCAACCCUGCAGGUGUGCGAAUAUCCUGAUGGGACCAAGUCUCUGAAGCUGGGAGACUUCGGGCUGGCCACUGUGGUGGAAGGCCCACUGUACACUGUCUGCGGCACCCCGACUUACGUGGCCCCCGAAAUCAUUGCUGAAACCGGGCACGUACUGCAGUCCUGUGGCGGGUUCGUGGGAGUGGCCUCCUGUCUCUCCUCCCACCCGCUCUGUUUCCCCAGCUAUGGCCUGAAGGUGGACGUCUGGGCGGCUGGCGUGAUCACGUACAUACUGCUCUGUGGCUUCCCACCCUUCCGAAGUGAGAACAACCUCCAGGAAGAUCUCUUCGACCAGAUCUUGGCCGGGAAGCUGGAGUUCCCAGCCCCCUACUGGGACAACAUCACAGACUCGGCCAAGGAAUUAAUCAGUCAGAUGCUUCAGGUCAAUGUUGAAGCAAGGUGCACAGCAGGACAGAUCCUGAGUCACCCCUGGGUGUCCGAUGACGCCUCCCAGGAGAAUAAUAUGCAAGCUGAAGUAACAGGUAAACUCAAACAGCACUUUAAUAACGCGCUCCCCAAACAGAACAGCACGACCACCGGGGUCUCUGUUAUCAUGAUCUUCCUUCUAAAAUGUUUUUGAGGCAGCUUACCUAAAUCCAUAAACACAGCAAAUGGAAAACGGCAUUAAAGUACGUGAAGUAACAUGAAGGUAGGUCAGGGAGCGGGAGAAGAUGGCAGAAAAGAUAAAAGUGAGUCAGAAGUGUGGCCAGCAGCCCUCCCACCAGCUGUCCAGACCCGGGUCCUCGCUCCUGUGAGCCGUGAAGCUGGCCCCCGUGGGCCCCCUGCUGCCCCCACUGCUCAUAGGAUCGGGGAGCAGCAGGGGCUGCCUUCCCGGAGAGAGGCAGGCUUUCUCUGGAGGUGGGGACCCACAGCCGGACAGCGGGUGACGGGCCAUCCCCCUGCUCCAUCACUCUGGCCUCAGGAUGGACCUCCCCCUCUGGAAAGGCUGUUUUCCUCCCCGACUGGGAGGGAACAGUCACUUACUCUCGCAGCUCCUUGCACGUCCGAUCCUUCCCUUGGAGGCCUGGGUGCAGGUGGGAGCCGGGGUGAAGCCCGCUGCUCUGUCCCGGGGUGGGGGGCCCGUUCUCCAUCGUGGGGACCCCUUUCCUCCUCCCCUGCCGGGCUGCAGGCCCCCCGGCAGCUCUGGGUCAGACGAGCGGGAAGGCCUCUUGAGCUGUGGUUUUCCCGGGAUCUCAGUAGUGUCCCGCCGAAAGCCUGAGGCAGCGGGAGCUGUCACGGAGGGGCAGCUGAGACCCCGCGAGGAGAGCGCCCUGCCCGAGCCGCGGCGGAGAGCCUUCUCAGUGAGUCACUGCCGCCCGGGCUCGGGUCACAGCCCUGCCGCCAGGCAGCUCCUGGCGACAUCUAGAAAAACCUGAAGCAUCAAAAACUGCCACACUCACCACAUAAUAAAAAACCUUAAGAGUUAGCACACUUUAAUAACCACAGGUGAAUUAAGCUUCCUAGUCUCCUAGAGGAAGAAGCUUUAUAGGAUUUGUCCAGAGCUCAUGAGAGCUUCCCCCUGGGUCACCUGUUGACUCACAGCCCAGACGCAGGGCCUGUGGCCCACCAAGGUCUGGAACGAUUGGCCCCUUUGCCUUUUGGCCCAGUACAGGCUCUGUUCUGGAUGAGGAUAAUCCAGACCCUCUCAGAACCUAUGUCUUGGGGUUUACAAAUGGCUUUUUUCCAUUUGCUGAUGAAGUUCAAGCAUUCAGUGUCAAACUCCUGACCUUUAACAGGACGUUUGCUUGAAUGAACACUGCUUUAUUUGUGAGUCUGGCAGUGAUUGCGAGCAUUGUGUGUUCACGUGUGAUUAAGUGUCUUGUCGGGCAUGUUGGUGCGGCUCCAUCUCACCCCCCGUUCCCCACAUAACUCUGCAGCUCCUUAGCUCUGGGGAGGUGCUGGCUGACCCAUGAGAUCCAAAACCCAUGGGGGAGCCAGGAACACUUGUCUCCGGAGGGACCAGUUCUCCACGGCCAGAAAGCCAGCCUGGGAAUCUGGCUUGUCCCAUGUGGGCCUCCAUGGGGAGGGCAUCCAUCCUCACCCGACAGAGGCCUUGCCGGGAGUGGUUGCGUCCGGGCAGCUUGCAACGCUUCGAGUCAUCGGUCAUCUGCCCCAGCCCCCGCCCCUGACCACCACCACCUUCACCAUUACUGUGUGCCUGUGUGUCCUGCCCUUGGGAACAGUUUCAAAUGUUUUCUUAAAAAUCCUGAUUCACACAGCUCUUCCUGGUAUGUACCUGUUCUCAUAUCUGGGGCAUGUAAGGCUCAGGUGGUUUUCUGCUGUGUACAGUGUAUCAGUGUCCUGAGGCGGGACCCUCUGGUUGGGUUUGGUUCUCCUAGAACCCCCAGAAUGGGAGCCUGGGCUCCGGUGAGGAAACGGUAGGACAGGAAUGGUAGGUAACGGUGAGCAAGUGAAGCUGAUGCUGUGUCUGCAU